Messenger RNA from Vitrella brassicaformis, 3950 nucleotides. The record is from the annotation of a GenBank genome assembly. NCBI's taxonomy places the organism in Eukaryota, Vitrellaceae.
UCUGUGCGUGUGCAUCUGUCAUUUCACUGAUCGACCGACCAAUGUCCGAAUGUCCGAGUCCCUGUGGCAGCCAUGGAUGUGUGCAGCCACGUAGGCAGCCGUCCAGCUGUCUGUCUGUCCGUCUGUCUGUCUCAUACACUGUCAAUCUAAUUACACCCCAGGACACACAUGCACAGAGGCGCACACACACAUGCACUAAUUACAGACGAAUAGACAAGCCCACCCACACACACAUCUGCCGAGAAUGACCCGCACGCGCCCAUAUGCACCACCAUCACUACACCUGUGCUUCUGUGGCCUGGCCUGAUCCCCCCCACCUGUUAUGCGUCGAUGUGUCUGUUUGGGGUCCUAGCACCCAAGCUCACAUCUUCACUGCUCGCUCGGGCACUAGGCCCCCACACACACACGCCGACCACAUCAGGAAGGGCCAGCCCGCCACCACCACACCCAUGCACGCUCAUCUCCCUGUCUGCUCCUUUCUGCCCUGAUCUGAUCUGCUCUCGGUUGUGUUGCUUGUGUUCGUGUCAAUUGUCCGCCUGGCCGUGUCUGCCCCCUCAAAGGUGCCGGAAAAGACACCAUGCCUGCAUAUGAGCAUGCGUCUUUCGGACACCCCAAGAAAGCCAACACUGCCACGGCGAGCACGACACACACACACACACACACAGGAGGAAAACCUUAGCUAGCGGGAUGGGAAAACCGCUGCUAGAUACAGUACACACACAGGCAGUGCGCUCACACUUACUGCACGCGGCAAAAAGUGACGUGAGACUGACCCCUGACUGUGCAACACUGUCCUGCGAUCGACCACUGCGUGCGAUCCAUCCUUCAUCCAUCCCUUCUUGCCUUAAUUAGACCUGCGUACCCCUUGCUGCCCACCUGCCUGCCUGUCUGUCUGGGCGAGGUCUCGUCAUUCUGGUGUUUCACCCAACCCGCCAGUGACGCUUCCAACCACAUGUCGAAUUCACACGUGAUGGAAGACGUCAAAGGGAGGUUUGAGAAGCCCCAGAAACGACCGAGACCCACCCAACACACACCAAUCGCAUCAAGUAGACGACCAAAGAACCCUCUCCCCUAGAUAAUUAUUGGCUCACUCGGACCUUCGUCACUCACUCAGUCACUGCCCCUUGAGUCUCUUGUGUGCCCCCUCGCCCCUCUCCGCCCCCCCAAUGGCAGCAGCAGAGCAGCUGCGGCCGCCGGGCGGCGUCAGCGGCCCAGUGUCCAUCGGCGAUCCGCACCCUAUCGACGGCGAGACGCUGUCUGUGGGGGAGGGGGCGGCGAUGGCCGAGUGGGGGCGCUUGCUGCCGCUGCCUGUGGAUGGGGGGGCGUUGGGGCUGUUGUCGGGCGAGCCGCCGUUGGGCGAUCUGGAGUGGAUGAGGGACAUGAGCAGAGGGGGCCCGAAGGAAGGGUCGUUGAUCUGCACACACAGGCACAGAGAGGGGGGAUGGUGUGUCAUCUCUCUCUCUCUCUCUCUGUGUGUGUGUCUGAAUGGGGGGACCACGCACUCACCACUCGCGGCGUCCACAGUGUCUGCGCGAGCUCCGUUGCGAGCGAAUUGUCGAUCUUGGGGUCCAGCAGCUGCAGCAGCCGGGGAACCGCACCCAAAUACUCAUUCUCCGCCAGCACCUCCGGCUUCACGCGAUCCAACAACAGACGCGCCACCUGCACCCCCGCACACAUAACACAUACCACAGACGCCAUCUCGCCCCCACCCCCACCGAGACCGACCUUGGUGGAAGUCCAUGUGGUGAGGUUGUCCCGCCGGUUGUGCCACCAGCCGUGCAGCAGCCGCAGCGGGCUCACGCCGUCCAGCGCGGCGUCGAACUCGGGGCAGGGCGCCUGGGCCAGCGCGUAGGCCAGGAAGGUCGCCAGACACUCGAACGUGUUCCUGUGGGUGGGUGUGCACAUGGGGACACGUCAGGUCGUUUGUUUGUGUGGGCGAGAGGGGUGUUACCUGGUAGCUGUGUCGGCUGCAGAGGUGUGGAGGGCGUCGGUGAGGACCGAGAAGGCGUCCCAGCUGCCGUCGACCAGCAGACACUUGAAGUAAUGCAGCUGCCCAGACACACACACAUACACAUCCACACGCAUCCCUCCCUCCACCCCUCUGCCACCCCAUGCAGGUCUGUUUCUGUUGCCCACCCACAUACACACAUACCGCCAUGCUCCGCAGAGGGUACUCGCACACCGUCACCUCGACCUCCACGCUGUCAACCGUCGCAAUACCACCACCGGACACGACCGCCCGCUGCCUAUCCUCGUCCUUCACCCUGGUCCCCUGCAGCACCCCCUCCCUCCGCCCGCCCAGCGCGACGCAGCAGCUGCCCGCUGGCAUGGUGGCGGAGCAGAGGAUGGUGCCGUCGACGUGGUAGGUGGCCGUGCCGUUGAAGCAGCCCGUCCGUAGGCCGCCGCAGGGGAGAGUGGCUGCAGGAGAAAGCAAUGGAGAGACAGUGGGCGAGAUGGGGUGGGCAUGGUGAUGGUGGUGGAGGUGAGGGUUGGUCACUUACGAGUAUAGAUGGCUUCGAACCGGGCGAUGUCGGCGAUGGGCAGCUUGGGGUCCUGGUGCACCCCACAUCCCGUCGCCAGCGUGAAGAAAUGUCCCCCACUGUGAGCGCGCGUCGAUGCACUGCACCACCACACCAAAGCCACACACCCACAUGGCCGUCUGCCUGUGUGUCUGUCUGUGUGUGUGGCUGUCAGUACCUGAAUUGCACCUGCACUUGGCCGAUUUUGACGGUGUGUCCCGGCUGAAAGGCGUGUUCGACCGUGUUGGUGGUCUCGAGACAGAAUGUCUUGGCCUGAAAGACCUUCCGCAGCGCGUCAGGGAGGCUGUCGCUCUGGGUGGCCGCCUGCAGCCACGCGGCAAGCUCGGUGGCCGACACGUUCACCUUGUGGCUGUCGAUGAGGCAUAGCAGUUGCUCCAGGGCCUCCUUGAUGCACUCGGCGAAGGGGUCCUUGUCGCCCAUGUUGCCCGACUGAAUGCCGUCCCUGACAAUGCAGACGGACACAGACACGUGUGUGUGUGUGUGUGUGAUGUGGGAAGGGGGAGGGAGAUUGCUAACAGAGUGUCCGCAACGAUCGCGGGGAACUGCAUGAGCAUCGCUGGGAGGUCGCUCCUGAACAUGGGCAUCAUCAGGACGUGGUGGAAGGCAGACCUGUGUGUGCGAGGCGAGAAACAUCCAUACACACCACACCACACAGCCACAGAGACAUCCAUCCAUCCAUCCAUGGUGAGUCCUGUGCUGUGCUGUGUUGUGCUAUGUCUUACAGGUCGGUGGAUGAGGCCGAUGAGCUGCUGGGCGAGUAGGGCUGCUGCUGCUUCUUGGACACCUCGGUCAGCAGCGCCGGCAGCAGCGACCGGUCCGACCACCAACAAGACCGAAUGCCUUUGCGCUCGAGCAGCGGCUGCACAGUCACCAAACCGACACACACACACACACACACAGAGAGAGAGAGAGAGACAUAGACGCGUUGCAUUUCGGUGCAUGUAUGUGAGCACACCUACCACGAUGCGGUCGACGAACCGGCACCCAAAGUAGUCGAGCGCGGUGAGUGCCGCGAUGAGGUUGUCCUCGGUUAUCGCCUUGACGACGUCGCCCGCGUCACGCUGACGACACAAACACAGACAGACGACACACCGAGACGUCUGCCGACACCUGUGCAGACCUGCCCCACCCACCACCCACCCGCAGCACGACUUUCGCCUCCUCUCUGCCGAUGCCGUCGACCUGCAGCGCGUCGCGCCUCUCCCUGCCAGAGAACCAGCGGAAGCCGUCUGCGAGUGAGGCCGGCACAGAGAGGGUGGAGCCGCCUGCGUCUCUGAAGGUCAGCGAUAUCAUCGCGGUGGGAGUGCCGUCUCGGCUGCCGUGCGACACCAUUUCGUCACGAAAGAGCGUGAGAGAGGCGUGGAGGUAGAUUCAGCUUGCUGAUGGUAACCUCCUUUAGUUCUUUUUUCG